AUGGCAAUCAGGAAUCAAUAUACAAUACCACAAUUCGCCAAUUUCACGCGCAACACCGCUGGGCUUGAAAAAACACUCCGUCUCAUCCACGCAGUUGCGCUGAUCGCCAGCGUCACAACCGAGCAUGGCUCAGCAUUGGCCAAACAGUGGACAACAACAAAGUCGCAAUUGGCAUUGACACGACGAUUUUUCCGGUUUUUUGCCUUCAUUGACUGCUUCGAUCGGGUGUACGGGCUGCUGGGAAAUGGAUCAUCAGAGGGGGGUCUGACAUUCUUGAUUGAGCUGGCGAGAUGGAUUUGUCUUGGGUUGUAUUUUGUGCUGGAGGAUCUGACUAUUCUCCACGCGAUGAAUGUCCACCCUGUAUCCUGGAACCAGGCCGUGAUAGAACAGGCGUAUAGAUUCUGGGCGUAUGCUCUUUGUCUGUCUGUUGUAGGGGCAUUCUGGGGAUUACUAGGGAGUGGGACGGAGGCGCAGCGGACCCAGAAAGGAGGGGAUAAGAAAGGGAAUAAGAAACCGAGGAAUGGGAAGGAGAAGACAGGUCGCAAGACACUGGUGCAUCGGGUCGUGGUGGACGGUUGCGAUCUCUUGAUUCCAGCGGCGUUUCUCGGAUGGGUUCGUGUGGGGGAGGGAACGGUGGGGAUGGCGAUGGUGGUCAGACUAGAUUAG
Molecule: messenger RNA, 666 nt
Organism: Aspergillus tanneri
Lineage: Eukaryota; Fungi; Ascomycota; Eurotiomycetes; Eurotiales; Aspergillaceae
Product: PEX11 domain protein
Exons: 4
Coding region: 1-666 (221 amino acids)
Biological process (GO): peroxisome fission; regulation of peroxisome size
Cellular component (GO): peroxisomal membrane
Source: RefSeq, a predicted model, not a curated record